Cavia porcellus (domestic guinea pig) is the source of this 776-nucleotide messenger RNA. RefSeq names its product fatty acid binding protein 3 (gene Fabp3). Gene Ontology annotation, cellular component: cytosol; nucleus. The record is from RefSeq and is a predicted model, not a curated record. The transcript has 4 exons. Lineage: Eukaryota; Metazoa; Chordata; Mammalia; Rodentia; Caviidae. Gene Ontology annotation, biological process: long-chain fatty acid transport. Gene Ontology annotation, molecular function: long-chain fatty acid binding. The coding region runs from base 132 to 533 and encodes 133 amino acids.
GGGCGUGGGUCACGUCUCAUCACGUGAUGCGAGGGCUAUUUAAAGCGGCAGCUCGCAACGCAAGCAGCCGUUCGCUUGAGUUCCCGCACACCGUUUUUGCAGCUUCUUUUUCAACAUAGCCCAACUUCAACAUGGUGGAAGCCUUCCUGGGGACCUGGAAGCUAGUGGACAGCAAGAAUUUUGAUGACUACAUGAAGUCACUCGGUGUGGGCUUUGCUACCAGACAGGUGGCCUGCAUGACCAAGCCUACCACAAUCAUCGAAAAGAAGGGUGACACUAUCAUCAUAAAAACACACAGCACCUUCAAGAACACAGAGAUCAACUUUGACCUGGGGGUGGAGUUUGAUGAGAAGACAGCUGAUGACAGGAAUGUCAAGUCCAUUGUAACGCUGGAUGGCGGAAAACUUGUCCAUGUGCAGAAGUGGGACGGGCAAGAGACAACACUUGUACGGGAGCUAAUUGAUGGGAAACUCAUCCUGACGCUCACCCACGGCAGUGCAGUUUGUGUCCGCACUUAUGAGAAGGAGGCAUGACCUGACCUGCCAGCGCUGUCACUGAAUACUUCUCUGCCAAGUGACUACCCCUUGUCUAGCACCGCCUUGCCUCACUUUUUUUCCUCUGGCAUUUUGUAUAAUUCCACUUUGGUUGGGAAAUUCUUCAGGGGUCAAGUGGUACCAACCUGGAUCCAUUUCCAGUUCCUAAUAUGUAUGUGGUCUGGUUUUUUAAAAACUGUAUUCAAAAGGUGCUCUGAGAUCAAUAAAGCAGAGCAAAGGCCA